UGGCAGUCGACGUGUUCCGACGUUCUUCACGACCACCACGUACGUCCUGCGCCCGACCGCAGUCAGCUCGGCUCUACAAAAACUCGCCUCUCCUUUCAUCUUUCUCCUCCACGUAACGUCUACGUAUUACGCCUCCGCCAUGAAGAGAGCAGCAGACACCGAACUCGCGCUCCCCUCCUCGCCCGCGGAAUCGUCUACCUCCCCAGUACCCUCCUCAUCAGAACCGCCACGCAAGCGCUCCCGCUCCGAGACCAGUCCCGACGAGCGCAAGGAAGCCCGCGCACACCGUAACCGUAUCGCGGCCCAGAAUUCGCGCGACAGGCGGAAAGCACAGUUCUCUCAUCUCGAGCAGCGGGUAGCCGAGCUCGAGGAAGAGAACAGGCAGCUGCGUGCUGGGAUGGGCCUUAUGGGCCUCAGGCAGUCGGAGGACGACAAAGUGAAAGAACAGCGAGAAAGAGAUAGAGCAAGGGAUCGGGAGAACGAGGAGCUGAGGGCGAGGAUUAAGACGCUUGAGACGGGCUGGGACGCCGUCGUCAAAGCGCUGGCCGCCUCCGGGCUGCCCCUCAGCGUCCCCAGCGCACCUGCGCCCUCCGCGAGCUCCUCUACUCCCCCUAACCCCCCUCCAGCCGACUCAUCGUCGUCGGACGCACCUAUGACCACCACAUUUCCGGUCCUAGUCCCCCCAUCACCUACCUCCGUAUACCCUAUCUCCCCUGCCCCGACCGACCCGAGCACACCCCUCGACAUGUUUGACGACUUUGCCCCCACUUGCCACCUAGCAGCGGGUGGGCCAGAGCCGUCAGACACCAACCUCCUCCAACUCACGCUCGGGCUCGACACCGCCCUUCCUCCGUUCCACCUCCUCCCUCUCCGCGCUGGCCAAGAGCAGCCCCCUUCCGCUGUGGAUGAGGUGGCUAUGGAAAACCUCCUCCGCGAGAUCCUUGCGCCCUCUCCCGUCACCGCGCCGGCGGCGCUGCCCGCUGGUCCUGUUCCUAUCACCGGCGCCCUCCCCGACGCGCCCGCGCCAGAACACGAAGGGCCUGCCGCAUUCGCGACGCAAGCCCCCGCCUCGGCCGCGGAGGCGGUGAGCGCGGUGGCUGUCGACUGGGAUGGACAGGCGGAGAUGCAGAGAUUGUUGGGCAUGCUCCCUGGUGCCCUGCCUGACGUGGGGGCGUUCCCGUCCGCGCUCGACCUCGAUGUCGACUUUGGCAUCGGCGAGUGGGACAUGGGCGGCGCGGUUACCCAGGAAGUCGGCGUGUGUUAGGCACGCGGCUCCCUCCCAUUUCCUUCCGUCAGUCACAUCUCUUGGAUAACGCAUCUUUGGGUCUCGCGUCUAUUUAUCGGACCAGUCGCAGUACACUAUCUCUCUGUUUUGUUUUCGUUCGAUUUCUCUCCGUUCGAUUUUUUGCCGUUACUUCGCUCCUGCGCCGGUUCUCCUGCCUCCUUUCCUUCUGCAGUACGUAGCUAGUCCGGCCCGUGGUCGCGUUGCUCGCAGCAGUCUCCCUCCUGCUUCCUGUGUAGUUCUCCCCUCUUGGGUUGACGAACUGCCUGUGUUGUGGGUGGUGAGCGCGCGUGUGCGUGUCUGUUGGGUGUAGGUUAGAUGUCGCUCUGUAGUCGGUGUAGUUUGGUUUGGUCGGUCGGUCAAUGCAGCGUCGUUGCGAUGAA
Rhodofomes roseus is the source of this 1665-nucleotide messenger RNA. RefSeq lists its product as uncharacterized. NCBI's taxonomy places the organism in Eukaryota, Fungi, Basidiomycota, Agaricomycetes, Polyporales, Fomitopsidaceae. The coding region runs from base 140 to 1264 and encodes 374 amino acids. The record is from RefSeq and is a predicted model, not a curated record. Gene Ontology annotation, biological process: positive regulation of transcription by RNA polymerase II. The transcript is spliced from 2 exons. Gene Ontology annotation, molecular function: DNA-binding transcription factor activity, RNA polymerase II-specific.